GUAAUUCUCAUCAGUUUCAAAUUUUCUCUCAUAUUCCCUCACUUUCCUCUCUGAAAAUUUUCUUUCAUUUUCCCUGAAAAUUAUCUGAUGGCGCCAAGAGCAGAGAAGAAGCCGGCGGAGAAGAAGCCAGCCGCCGAGAAGCCCACGGAGGAGAAGAAAACCUUGGCCGAGAAGACACCUGCCGAGAAGAAACCCAAGGCCGGAAAGAAGCUCCCAAAGGAAGGCGGUGCUUCCGUCGGAGACAAGAAGAAGAAAAGAACGAAGAAGAGCGUCGAAACCUAUAAGAUUUAUAUCUUCAAGGUCUUGAAACAGGUUCAUCCAGAUAUAGGAAUCUCCAGCAAAGCCAUGGGUAUUAUGAACAGCUUCAUAAACGAUAUCUUUGAGAAGCUGGCACAGGAAGCUUCCAGGCUCGCUCGAUACAACAAGAAGCCCACGAUCACUUCUCGGGAGAUCCAGACCGCUGUCAGGCUCGUUCUUCCCGGUGAAUUGGCCAAACAUGCGGUUUCGGAGGGGACCAAGGCAGUGACUAAAUUUACUAGCUCUUGAAGCCGUAAUCUUUGUGUGUUUAGGUUAGGGUUUGAAUGGGUUCUUGACUAAUUGUUUGAAAAAAUUAGGGAUAGGGUUUUUGUGUUCAUUAUAAUUAUGUCAUUUGUAAUGAUAUAGAUAGUUGUAGUUACUUACUGGUCUUUGAUAAAUGAUUAAAGGAAAUGCUUUUGAAGACAUUUUAA
This is a messenger RNA of Cannabis sativa, 728 nucleotides long. RefSeq names its product histone H2B-like. Lineage: Eukaryota; Viridiplantae; Streptophyta; Magnoliopsida; Rosales; Cannabaceae. The transcript has a single exon. Bases 88 to 546 code for a protein of 152 amino acids. Gene Ontology annotation, cellular component: nucleosome. The record is from RefSeq and is a predicted model, not a curated record. Gene Ontology annotation, biological process: nucleosome assembly. Gene Ontology annotation, molecular function: structural constituent of chromatin; DNA binding; protein heterodimerization activity.